UAGUAUUAUUAUUUUUUUUUUGUUUUUUUCAACUCUCGCCAAGUGAUCAUGAGUUUCGGUUUCAGCAUUGGAGAUUUUCUCACUGUCAUCAAUAGUGCCAACAAUAUUCGAACAAAAUUUGUUGGUGCGCCUGCUCAAUUCAGGGCUCUCUCCGAUGAGUAUGGCGCUACUGUCUCCCUGUAUGGCAUCGUCGUGAAUGAUGUCAACAUCGAUUUAUCCAACACUGCUCUCAGCAGGGAGCAAGAAACGGAGCUGCAAGAAAUAGCAGCCAGCUGCCGCAAUGUUCUCGCUGGAAUCGAGAAGACGAUCGAACAAUACUCUGCGAUAAACGCCCCUCAUAGUUUGAAAAGAGUCUGGAAACGUCUCAAGUGGGAACCAGACGACAUUCGUGACCUUCGGAAUCGUCUUUGCAGUAAUAUCGGCCUUCUCAAUGCGAUCAACGGGCGGAUCACCCGCGACGGUGUCCUGGAAUUACUGGGACACUCAAACAAUGAGCGAGUCAAAAAGUGUCUUGAGUGGCUGUCACCCACGAACUAUGCAGUACAGCAGAGUGACUUUAUCGGUCGGCGCCAACCAGGAACAGGGGAGUGGCUUUUAGAGUCACCCGAAUUCCUGGCAUGGAUCGAAAGGCCGCAGGAAACAUUAUUUUGUCCAGGUAUUCCGGGAGCUGGCAAAACGAUCCUUGCAUCGGUUGUGAUCGAUGAGCUUGAGGCUCGAUAUGAGAAUGACCAAGGCAUCGGCAUUGCAUAUUGGCAAGCAUUCUUCGGCAGCUGGCCCAGGGUCUGGUUCCAAUGCCAGACAUUUUUAUGGCAUUGUACGACAUGCACGAGACCAAAGGAACACGGCUAUCUUUCAAUGAAACUUCCAAGGCCUUGCGGUCGGUUGUUCAUCAUUUUUCCCGGGUCUUCAUUGUUGUUGAUGCGUUGGACGAAUGCGGGACCCUUGCCAUAUCACGAAUACUGGACGAACUUUUCAAUCUUCAGAUGACAAACAACCUAAAUCUUUUGAUGACCUCGAGAUUUAUCCCAGAGAUAAUGGCUAGGUUUCAAAACAAACUUACUCGAGAGAU
This is a messenger RNA of Aspergillus campestris IBT 28561, 1069 nucleotides long. RefSeq lists its product as uncharacterized. The transcript is spliced from 3 exons. Bases 49 to 987 code for a protein of 312 amino acids. The record is from RefSeq and is a predicted model, not a curated record. NCBI's taxonomy places the organism in Eukaryota, Fungi, Ascomycota, Eurotiomycetes, Eurotiales, Aspergillaceae.